AUGGCUUCUAAGUUCCCAGGAGAGAAAGAUGAAAAGGUCGAGCUACGCACUAGAAAAGGUCAUGACAUGACAUGGUCAUGUGACAUACACGGUGAGUCAAUCAAAUUUUACUGUAAAGAACACGAGAUCCCUCUUUGUCAUCCAUGUGCGACCAAAGAUCAUCAGAAACCAUGUCAUCUGGAAAAUAUUGAAGAUGUCAUUUUGGAGAGAAGGAGAAAACUGGAUGUCAAGCAGCCAGAGAUAGAGGAAAUGAAGAAACAACAGAAAGCGCUUGACUAUAAACUAGAGUCCAUUGCAGCCUCUGCGAGUAACCAUUUGCAAUCAGUCAACGAUGACCUUCAGACGGCAUUCGAAAACAAGUUAAAGAGUGUGAAAGAAAAGGAAGAACGAGCGAUUCGUUCGAUCAACGAAGAGGCGGAUGAAGAAAUACAAAUCAUUAACGAAAAGAGGGAAGGACGGAUCAAAUCAUGUCACGAAGAAGCAGAACAGCAACAAUUAAUUCUCAAAGAAAGCCAAGCAAAAGUCGAGUCAGAUACAAAAACAAUCAGCGAGGUGAUUCCUAAAAAGAUAAAAUAUCUCAAAAAUAAGAAUCAGCACGCAAUCAGCACAUUGGAUAAAAUCGAUUCCAAGAUCAAAAGAAUCACACAAGAGGACAAAACAUUAGUGAAUGAAACUCCUCAAGUACUUGAAUCCCUAGAUGAACAUUUAAGUUUGAAUGUUCAUCAAGAUGUUAGCGACUGUCUUGAACGAAUACAGAGUGAAGUUCUUAGAGUGAAGUUUGUCGAGGGUGAAGUAGGUGGGGAACACUACGGGAGAAUUGAUGGCUAUAUCAGUAAAUGGGAGCUUGUCAAGUCAAUCCGCAUUCCACCGAUUGUUGAUUACCCUCGGAUGUGUGGCUUGAUCAGUGAUAAUGAGAUAUGUGUGCGGGAAGCAAGGAGCAAUCACACGUAUGUUACAAAUAUCAGUAAUGGACGCACACAGAAAGUCAUUGAAGGAGAUGGUAACGUGUGUAUUACAUCAUGCGCCCCCAUAGACAGCAACGUAAUAGUAUGUGGUAAGUGGAGACGAGGCUUCACGGGUGACAGCUUGGAUGGAUGCAUCACUCUCUAUGACAGGCAGUGGAAGGUGAUUAGAGACAUCAGCAUACCGACGAAUAGCUGCUAUUAUAAUGUGUACGUUGAUGUUGACAGGGAUGGGAUGAUCCUCGCUGGUCAGAGAGAUCAGUCUAAUAUCUACGUCAUCAACCCUGCUGAUGGUAAGAUAGUAAACACUAUUACGAUGCAAGGCAAGGUGAUGAUGGGUGGGAUACAAGCCUUGUCAUCAGGUGAUAUCGUUGUGAAGACAUGUGACAAAGCAUUCCCUGUCAUCUCACGAUCAGGAGAAGAGAAGGCUGUCAUACACUCUGAUGAGUGGUGCAAGUCAUGGUGUCGAGUUGACAAACUGACAGACACAGUCUACACCACAUAUGUGGAUACAGAGCGUAAUAUCUGCGCAGUUGAUCAGGUGUCAUGUGAUGGUAUUAUCGAGGCAAAGCGGAUAGUGGAAUACGAAGAUUCAUGCCACUUACUGUACUACAUUAACUCGUGCCUCGCUACUCAUUCUGGUAACCUGGUAGCUUGUGAUGGAGACAAUUUUUUUGUGUUUGAGAAGAGUUUCAUUGUGUAA
Messenger RNA from Strongylocentrotus purpuratus (purple sea urchin), 1665 nucleotides. RefSeq lists its product as uncharacterized. Bases 1 to 1665 code for a protein of 554 amino acids. Lineage: Eukaryota; Metazoa; Echinodermata; Echinoidea; Camarodonta; Strongylocentrotidae. The record is from RefSeq and is a predicted model, not a curated record. The transcript has a single exon.